Messenger RNA from Prunus armeniaca (apricot), 1152 nucleotides. The record is from the annotation of a GenBank genome assembly. Lineage: Eukaryota; Viridiplantae; Streptophyta; Magnoliopsida; Rosales; Rosaceae.
AUGAUGAUACAUGCAACAAGUGGAGAAGGACUGAUGAACAAAACAGCAGAUGAGGCUUUUACUCUCUUUGAAUAUUUGAGUGCUAACUCUCAACAAUGGAGCCACAAUAACGGAAGAGGAUCUCCUAUGAAAGCUGUGGUCUAUGAGGCAGUGACUAGCCCUCUAGGAAACAAGGUGGAAGUUCAAGCAAGGAAUUCCCCUCAAGCACGUGCUAGAACAAGACCUCCCCCAAGAUUUCAAAUACAACAAAGGCAAUUCCAGCAAGCUCCCCAACGAGUGCAAGAGCAAAGGGGUGACCAAAUAGGAGAAUUGCAAGACAUGUUCAAGAAUUUCAUGGGGCAACAGAUGCAAACCAAUCAGAAUCUUCAAAAUCCAGUGAACAAGCUAGAAGUGCAAGUUGGGCAGAUUGCAUCCUUCUUGAGCAAUAGAGCAUCCGAAACAUUUCCAAGCCAAACGGAGGUGAAUCCAAGGCAUCAAGAGCAUGCUAAAGCAGUACACAUCUUGAGAAGUGGUAAACAAGUUGAUAAUAAGGUUGGAGAUGCCAAUGAAGAGCAAGAAGAUGGAGAAAACGUGGAGAUCAUUCAACCACCACAUGGGCAGCCCACAGAAGGUGCUGUUGGUCCGUCGCAAAUCUCGCGGCCUGGUGCUCCAGGCCGAGGGGAUGUGCGUCAACAAGUGACGUCCUCCUUUUGGAUGCGGUACGGUUGUGCGUGGGCGUGCCAGCACGGUCUACCGUGCGUCGAGGUGAUGAUGAGGUUCGGGCCGUUUAGUGGUGGUGUUGGUGGUGGGUUUUUAGGUAGUGCUCCGGCGCGUUGCUUAGAGAGCGACAGUUGUAUGAUAUAUGGGGUGAGUGAGGCGAUAACAGAGGUGGUGCUCCGACGCCUUGAAAAUCAAGGGUCGUAUGAUAUAUUGAUGAAUGGAUUUUCCUUACAGUCUACCACUACUCCUAAGAAAGCAAAUAAAGUCCUGAGCUUAGUAUUUAUAGGAGUCCUGGAAGGACAUUCGAGGCUGACAAGACCUGCGUGGUGGAGCCUAGCCGGGCAAGUGGAUAGUCAAAUCGGCAUUUGGGAUCGUGCAACAUGGUGGUCUGGGGUUGAGAAGCAUGGUGGUGUGACCCCCAUAAAUCUCGGCAAAUCUCGGCCACCGCCCUGA